This is a messenger RNA of Homalodisca vitripennis (glassy-winged sharpshooter), 2129 nucleotides long. RefSeq names its product zinc finger MYM-type protein 1-like. The record is from RefSeq and is a predicted model, not a curated record. The coding region runs from base 354 to 2129 and encodes 591 amino acids. The transcript has 3 exons. NCBI's taxonomy places the organism in Eukaryota, Metazoa, Arthropoda, Insecta, Hemiptera, Cicadellidae.
UUUCGUAACAAAAAUAGACAGACUAUCAAUCAGCCUGUCAGUUGUUACGCAAUUAAAGAAAUGCAGUUUGCACUUUUAGUUCACCUUACUCCCCCAUCCCCAACAGUAAUAAACUCGUCCUGACGUCGACGUGACUUAGACGGCUCCGUCUGCCGACUGCCUCUGCCACAGCUGACAGACGACAGUGAGAGUGACUACGACUAGUGAGCUAGUGACAGACAGCCCGGAUAAGGUUAUGUUAUGUUGAUGGUAAACUAACACCAAAAACUGACGUUUUGGCGUUCGUCCGUUACUCGUUUGUUACGGUGUUAAAGUGUUAUACAAUUUGUAUUCUUAUUCUUGUAUUUGUUAAAAUGAAAAGAAGCUAUCAAAGUGGGGCAAAGAAAAGGCAAGACAAGAAGAAAAGAGAAGAGGAUGCUUCAAAGUGUUCUUCCACCCUAUCUGCUUGGUUAUGUCCUACUACUAGUACUACUACAACUAAAAGUACUAAUGUCACAUCUACAUCUAGUACUGAAACUAGACCAAUAAUUGCCUCAGUCCCAGGAAAUGAGAUUGAAGAGGAAGUUACAGCUCAAGAUAACGCUGAAGAAAGUAUUGAUGAAGAAGUAACAUGCCUAGGGCUAGGGCAUCAACAAGAAAAUUGUGCCAAACCUCCAACAAGUCCUACGUCAAGCAGUGAACUGAUCGGCGUAAAUGAUCAAGUGGAAUGUAGCCGGACGAAUAAAAUUAAUGAAACUUGUUUAAACACCGGAGAACCCCAUUUUCCAGACCAGAUCAUCGAUCCAGAGGUGAAAAAACGAAUUAUUGAAUUAGGACUAGGACCCUAUCAACCAGUUGGCCCAUUUCCAUAUGAUGGAAAACAAGGUAGGUCCUUUUCAGACAAUUAUUUUACCCUGAAGUCAAAGUCUGGGCUCAAACUGAAAAGAACUUGGUUGUGCUAUUCGUCCAAAUUGGAUUGUGUUUAUUGCCAACCUUGCUGGUUGUUUCCCCAGAAAGGACCUGCAGGAGGAUGGGAUUCAGGAUUAAGGGACUGGAAACAUUUGUCUGAUCGCAUAAAGACACAUGAGAAUUCACAGCACCAUGCUGAUUCCUGCUUGGUUUAUGAGCAAUGGCGACGUCAUGGCUCAAUAGACGAUGCAUUAGAAAAAGGUUUGAAGGAGGAGCGGAAUUUUUGGAGGAAAGUUUUGAAGAGGGUCUUAGAUGUCUCCCUUAUGUUGGCAACAUGCAACCUUCCUUUUCGUGGAGACAGUUGGCAUAUCACUGAUAGAAAUAAAGGUAAUUUUCUAUCAUUGAUUGAAUUGCUGUCAAAAUAUGACACUAUCCUAGAAGAUCUAAUUACAAGGCCAAGUGGUACUGUUAAUUAUCUCAGUCCAACAAUUCAGAAUGAAAUUAUUUCUCUGAUGGCUAGUGAAGUGCUUAGUGGAAUUAAAGAAGAGCUUUUGAGUGCGCCUUUUUUCUCCAUAAUUUACGACACAACACAAGAUGUAAGUAAAGUAAAUCAGCUAAGCGAAGUUUUUCGCUAUGUAAAGAUUGACCAUGACCAACUCGGAAAACCUUGUGAGUUGAGAAUUUGUGAAACGUUUACAUCUUUCACAGCAGUUACUGACCAAACCGCUUCGGGGCUAGAAGACGUCAUCAUAAAAUCAAUUUCAGAAAAAGGCCUUGACAUAACAAAAUGCAGAGGACAAGGAUACGAUGGUGCAUCGGUCAUGAGUGGUGUGUAUAAUGGAGUACAAAAGAGAAUCCAAGAACUUGCACCCCAUGCCUAUUUCAUUCACUGUGCCAGCCAUAAUUUGAAUCUGGUUCUUAAAGAUGCCGUUGAAUGCAAUCGAGAAAUAGCACAAUUUUUUGAGACGGUGCAAAAUAUUUACAGUUUUUUUGGCCACAGCAUUGUUCGGUGGCAAGAACUAAAAGUCGUUUCUGGUUGUACAGAGAAUCCGAAGGCUCCUGUUCCUAAAGACAAGGUAACAUUAAAGACUUUAAACCCUACACGUUGGGCAGGGAGAUAUGAAGCUGUGUACGCUUUAAAGGAAAGGUUCGGUGAUGUAAUGAAAGCCUUAAAUAAAAUAAUUUUGACAAGCAAAAAGCCAAAGGAAAGGAAUGAAGCUGAGGGGCUCAAAAAAGGUUAG